AUGCGAUUAGAUCUUUUUCGUUCAGUUAUUUCUCAGGAGAUUGCUUUUUUUGACGUAAUUAAAACAGGUGAAGUGGUAUCUCGCUUAACAGCUGACUGUCAAGUAAUGUCAAGUACUGUUGCCACGAAUGUUAAUGUAUUUUUAAGAAAUGGUAUUAUGAUAAUUGGUGGGCUCAUUUUCAUGUUUGCGCUUUCAUGGCGACUUUCGAUGGUCACAUUUAUUACUAUUCCACUCGUUUUGUUUAUUACAAAUCUCUUCGGUUCCUUUUAUGAUAAAUUAUCAACAAAGAUACAAGAAACUAUCGCGGAUGCAAAUCACGUCGCGAAUGAAGUAAUUAGUACAAUUCGUACUGUGCGAUCUUUUGCAUGUGAAUGGAAAGAAGUUGAUCGUUUUAAGGAACGUUUACAAAAUACAUUUGCUAUUAAUAGAACAAGAAGUAUUGUUUAUGUUGGUUAUACAUGGGCAAAUGAAUUUUGUGAUAAUGUAAUUCUUGUGGCUGUGCUUUGCUACGGAGGACAUCUCGUUAUUUCUGGGCAAAUGUCAAUCAGCAAUUUGAUAUCAUUUCUUUUUUACCAAUUGCAGUUGGGCGAAAAUUUCUAUAGUAUAGGAUAUGCUUUUACUGGAUUAAUGGAAAGUGUAGGUGCAUCACGUAAAGUUUUUGAAUAUAUGUGUCGAGCACCUAAAGUAUUGAAUAAUGGAACACGUAAAACACCUGUAAAGGGGAAAAUUGAGUUUGAUCAAGUGACGUUUUGGUAUCCGUCAAGGCCGAACAAUAUUGUUUUAAAGGAAAUAAGUUUUUGCAUUUAUCCUGGUGAAACAGUUGCACUCGUUGGGCCGAGUGGAGGUGGUAAAUCAUCGAUAAUUUCUUUGAUAGAGCACUUUUAUGAUACAGCUGAAGGUGGUAUUUAUCUUGAUGAUUUUCUUAUCGCCGAAUAUGAUCAUCAUUAUAUUCAUGAAAAGAUUGCGCUAGUAGCACAAGAGCCAGUAUUGUUUGAUGGAAGCAUACGUUACAAUAUUUUAUAUGGUUGCGAUUGGGCAACUGAAGAAGAUAUGUUAAAUGCUUCUCAAAUGGCCAAUGUUCAUAACUUCGUGAUGGAAACCGAAUACGGUUAUGAUACGAAUUGUGGCGAAAAAGGAGUUCAAAUGUCGGGAGGUCAAAAACAAAGGAUUGCAAUUGCAAGAGCAUUAGUACGAAAACCAGCAGUAUUGAUAUUAGAUGAAGCGACAUCAGCACUGGAUGCGGAAAAUGAACAUUUAGUACAAGAGGCAAUUUCGCGGUGCACCCGAGAAAGGACUGUUAUUAUAAUUGCUCACCGCCUGAGUACAGUUGAAAAAGCCGAUCGUAUUAUUGUUAUUAAUCAAGGACAAGUUGUACAGCAAGGUCGUCAUGAAGAGUUAAUUGCCGAAGAUGGUCUUUAUAAGUUGCUCACUCAACGGCAGUUACUUGGAUUAGAAAGCAAUAUGUCUAUAGAUAAUUUAUAA
This is a messenger RNA of Dracunculus medinensis (Guinea worm), 1482 nucleotides long. NCBI's taxonomy places the organism in Eukaryota, Metazoa, Nematoda, Chromadorea, Rhabditida, Dracunculidae. The record is from the annotation of a GenBank genome assembly.